AUGUCCGUCAACUGCUCGGAAUGUCGGGGCGACACCAUCUGGGACGACGAGGCUGCUUCCGCGAUAUGCACAACUUGUGGAACCCUGACUGAUCCAUCACAGUCUAUUCUAACAUCUCAGGACUACCGGAGCGAGUUUUUACAUUCGAAUCCACUCUGGGUCCCUGCUGCACCCUCAACCCUCAAAGUUUCGCGUAGAAAUGGGGGCCAAUGGGACUUGUCGGGCCAAGAAGCAGAAGCUCGAGGAAGGAAAAACUCGGCAAGUCGGUCCAACAUAUCUCCCUCAUUGAUACUAACGCCUCUUUCUCAGUAUGCAAUAGCUGAAUUCAUUAAUUCUCUUGCGGUGUCAAUGAACGCCGCCGCUCUAUCCCCACGCGCGUUAACUCUUUUCAACCAGGCCAAGACCGCAGGUCAGUUUCGUUGGGGUAGAAAGACCAGACUAAUUGCAGGAGCAUGUCUAUCGAUUGCGCUUCGCGAAGCGAACAGGCCAAAUUCAUUCCACGACAUAGCUUUCUUGCUCAAAACAUCGCCAACUUCGCUCACCCGGACUUAUAUAUCUAUAACAUCUUUACUUAAUUUCACCUCAACCGUCAUUGAUCCUUCCAUCCAUAUAUCUACCCUCCAAUCACACUUGGCGUCCGUCUUGAGAGACAAUCAGAAAGAUUCUGGUCUUCCUGACUCAUUGGUCAAAUUUCUACAACCAAUUUGCUUGCGUACUGUGUCAACGACGGCAAACUCUUUAUGUUCUCUCAUCGCUCGUCUCUGCCCGGAUGACGAUUUGAAAAGGCUACCGCCUGCGCCCACCGCGUGCGCCAUCUUCAUGUUGUCGUUGGAGGCCGAAUGCCGCGAAACCAUCAGUCCCCUCGGCGGUCUUGCCCAAUGUCUAGGCGCCCGAUGUCACGUAGGGAAAGGCGUUGUAAUGACCCGUUACAAGGCGAUCCAAGACGAAGUCGCAUCUUGGAUUGAGAAGGUCCCAUGGCUCGACAAGUAUGAAGGCAAAUCGCGCCGUGCCAAGGUUUCUCGACGACUCGUCGUUGCGCGCGGACUCAAGGAUGUCAUUAACUUUCAAGACGAGAUAUGGCGGGAUGCGGUACCGCCUAAUCCCUUGCUCGAUGAAGACGACGAGGACGAAGAAAAUGACUCUACAACAAAUAUACCAGUCUCUGCCAGUCAGGAUACCAGGCCGCCCCCGCGCAAACGACAAAAGACUCAUCACUCGUUGCUAGAUGCCACACAUUUCCUUCUUGAUCCACUUUCAGGCUCUAUACCACCAUCAUCACAUACCCUCAUACGCCAACACUCUUGUACAUUACCAUCAAGUGCAGCCUCCACCCAAUUGUCAUCAUCAUCAAGUAAUCACCUACUCCCAGUUACGUCCUAUAUUCUUACCGCCCCGCUAUCAAAUCUCAUCUCCAAACACGCUCCAACGCGGCUCCAACGACUCACCGUCGAUCGAGGCGGUUCAGGCGAAGCUGAAGUUGCAGACGACGAGCUUUUCACAGAAGGAGAGUUGGAAGGGUUUCUCAGAAAUGAAGGAGAAGUAGAAAUAUUGCGUCAGGCCUUUGGUUGGGACCAAGAUAACCCAGAACCUGUCGUUGAAGAGAUCCGAGUCUCACGAAAAUCAAGAGCUGGAACCGACGCUGUCAAGAAGAAAUCGAGACUUAAUCUAGAAGCCCUGGCCCAAUUUCUCGACGGGGGCGACGAAGAGAAGGAAAGUGAUUUUGAAUUCGGCCUCUAUGGUUUUGAUAAAUCCGACGGGCACUCUGACGAUGACGUUGAGACUUCCCAGGACCCCUUCAGCAUUCACCGUCUUCCAACGACGUCUCACGUUUCUUCAAGAACAAUGGAGAACUGCCAAACGGAUGGCGAGGUCGUCAUUGAUACCUGGCGACCUCUAACUCCGGAACGCGACGUUGACGCGAACAGGUACGACGAGGAGUAUGAUUGACAAAUUUCGUACUCUUUAGGAUACACAGAGGAAUUUCACAUUUUCCAAUAUUGCUCACUAGUCACAUAUUACUGGGUAUGGCUUUAUGAAAUGGACGUUGAACUCUUUUCCAAUGGAUCAAUGAAUUACUUGGCCUUAGC
Molecule: messenger RNA, 2087 nt
Organism: Laccaria bicolor S238N-H82
Lineage: Eukaryota; Fungi; Basidiomycota; Agaricomycetes; Agaricales; Hydnangiaceae
Exons: 1
Coding region: 1-1947 (648 amino acids)
Biological process (GO): transcription preinitiation complex assembly; transcription by RNA polymerase III; DNA-templated transcription initiation
Cellular component (GO): transcription preinitiation complex; transcription factor TFIIIB complex; nucleus
Molecular function (GO): RNA polymerase III general transcription initiation factor activity; RNA polymerase III type 3 promoter sequence-specific DNA binding
Source: RefSeq, a predicted model, not a curated record